GUGACAACGCUCCAAAGGUGCUGGUGUUCACUACAGACGGAGAUUACCUCAUGUCCUGGAAUACAACCACCCUGGAGAAGCCUCAUGGAAUAUUUCUAGCAGAUGCAGCUUCAUCAAACCCCACCGUGUGGAUCACAGAUGUGGGGAACGGCCCGUAUGGUCACUGCAUCAAACGGUACACGCCAUCAGGAAAGUUGCUACAGGUGCUUGGAACGCCAGGAAAAGCAGGUUCUGGACUGGACCCCCUGCAGUUUGAUCAGCCCGCCGAGAUAUUUGUCCACGACUCUGGGGAAAUUUAUAUUGUGGACGGUGAUGGAGGGAUGAACAACCGCCUCAUUAAGCUGUCCAAAGAGCAGAAGGUGAUGUGGAUGCAUGGAGAGAAAGGACAAGGCCUAGCUCAGUUCUACAUCCCACACAGCGUGACCGUGGACACGGCCCAGAGGGUGUGGGUGGCUGACAGAGGAAACAAGAGGAUCCAGGUUUUUAAUUCUGUCACCGGGGAGUGGCUGGGGACGUGGGGGAGCUGCUUUACUGAAGAUGCACCCUAUUCUGUGCGCCUUACCCCAGACAAAAAGUACUUUGUUGUUGUCCAGCUCAACACCAAUCAGAUUUCACUGCUGGAUGCGCCGCCUGUAGGCAUGAUUGGCCAGUGCAGAGUGGUCAGUGUGAUCCAGUUGGCUGAUGAUGUGAAGCCCCACUUGGUAGACCUAGACCUGAAAACUGGGGCUCUGUAUGUGGCUGAGAUCGGAGCUCAACAAGCACAGAAGUUCACCCCCUUUAGUCUGGGUGAAAACUUCCUGUGACACAAGCUAAAACAGCCUGACUGAUCAUAAACGGUUUAUGAUCGAGCGUCAACAAACAGGAUGUUUAAUCCUUUUAAUUAGCUGGCUUGAAUCAAAAAUCAAAAGGGGCUCUAUCGUGUACUUUACAACUCUUUUUCUUUCUGGGACUCCACUACAGCAGCUUUGCAUGAUCACAGUAAGCCCACUGAGGCCCAAGUUUAAUCCAUGACAACCCCAACUUUAAACUCUAACCGGAGACAGUCCGAAUAUUUCUGUGGUUUAGAAAAUGUUCUGCUGAGUAUCAGGGAACAAACCACUCACCAAAAACAAACUAACACGUUCUCUAGAAUAUAGGGCUAGACUUGGGGUCCAAUCACUAAUAGAGGGUUAAAGAAACUGCCCUUUAUUUUAAAGUGAACUUUAAAACUGAAAAGUAAUACAAUUUCACAGCCUUUUGCUCAGUGGAGUUAAUUUUACCUCCUCAGUUGAAGCCUGUCCUCAUUAAAUGUGAACAAACAGUUUAGUCUUGUAGACAUGCACGAAGAGGGGAGAUGAAAUGAGGUCUCCUUUAAGCAAAGACUGGUCUCAGAUUCACUUCAGUUGAAUUCAGUUGUAUUUACAUAGUGCCAAUCUACAACAGCAGUUGCCUCAGAGUGUUUUAUAUUGUGAUGUAAAAACGAUAUGACAGUAAUAGACAGAAACCCCUCUGAGCAGGCAGAACCAGGCCCCUCCGGCCCGGCGGCUGAAGCAGAAGAGAGCAAAGAGACAAACUCGAGCCAGAGUUAAUCACUGAUGAUUAGAUCCUGCAUUACAACAACGUCUUGUUCUUCUGCUGCUGCAUUAACUAGUUUCAGCUACUUUUCUGAUUUUGUCUUUUGUCAAAAUAAGAUAAAUGUGAAACAGAGUAUCAUGGUGAUUUGUUUUAUCAGGCUGUUGUUGUCGGUCCUCGCUGUAGUCAUGUGCCAUUUGUAAUGUUCUGAUUUUGCACUGUUUCAGCAGAUCAGAGCCUCUCUGAGAUGUGUUCCUUCUUUGCUGCAGACACUUUAAGUUUGUGUGUUUUGCCUGAACCAGAAUCUGGUUCAAGCAAAAGGCUGGAGCUGUUCUGAUAAUAUCAUCUGAUAAUAUUGUUAAUUCAUGUAUGAUUGAUUUGUGUUUUUUGACACAGCAGAUGUAAAUAUUUUGCAGCAUUUUACACAUUAAAAUCCAUCCUAAUGCUGUCAGCACUCAUCAUUGAACACGAGCAGCCAUAAAGCUGUGUCCAUCACGUGGUCAGGGCCUUUCCAGAGUCUAAUCUGGCCUCUUUUCCUUGAGCACAACGAGUGGUUUGCAUGUUGGUGGAAACAGGAUUGUACAUCUAGAAUCAAGGUGUUUCCUAACUGUAGUUUCUGACUUGGCUAAAUGUUGUGAAAGACUUUUCUCCACAGUCAUUCACUUUGAGUUAUUCUGUGCUUUGCACGGUAAUAGUCACCCGCCACCAUCAUCACCGUGCAGUGCAAGAAUCUGCUUUGCUCAGAUGAGACAUGCUUUCGUGUUUAGAGUAACGGGAUUGUUGUAUAUAUUCUCCCCUCAUUAACAUUCAUCGACCGCAGCUGUUUGUGGAGGCUUGUACACAUCAGUGCAAUGGAAUACGAUUUAUGGGCAGUUUAACGUUCUGACUUUGUUUGUUUGGCUUCUUCCAGUAACAACUCAAUGAUACAUUAGAACGUGACAGCAGUCGGGAUGUGAUCAGGAAAAUCAGCCUAAAGUAUGAAGCUUGAUAAUGCAGAUCCAUAACAAGGGUCUGGUUAUGGGAAGAGCCUUAUAACAUACACUGCUGAGCAGCGGGGGAAUGAGGAACAGGUGACUGCAUAAGUCAGGUGACUACAGUCACAUGGCUGACAAACAGGCAGAGCAUGUUUACUGAGCAGGGUCAGAAAUCAGAUUUAGUGCGGCUGAAUCUUAGUCAGAAUAUCUCAGCCUCUACUGCUUUGGUUACUCGUAGAUCACGUAUGUUUCUUCCAUAAUUUCAUUAUAAAUGUCAAUCAUUGUUUAUAUUCAUUGUGUUUAAGAAUCGUUGCCACUCACUGGUUUACGACAUUAAUCUGUGAUCCCAUGAGGCACAUUUUCAGACUUGUUGGAGACUGCUGUAAUAUGUAAACAGUUGGUCUGUGUAGUUUCAAAAGAUCAUUUUCCAAUACUGAGUUCAUCCAAACAUGUAUUACUGUCUGCUCUAAAUGCAACUACAAUUUAAAUCCUUUACAUUCAAUAAUAGUCUGUCUUUGGGAAAUUGAUUUGCAGAAUAUCAACACAUCAAACAACACACAAAGGUGUCAGGUCACUUUAAGUAGCAUCCAGUAAGGGUCCCUGUCUGUCUGUCUGAAGCGCUUUUAUUUUGGUGGAUUGUGUUUAGGUGCUACCACUAGGUGGAGCUGUAUCCACAUAGUUUGUACGUCUCUCCUGCUUCUACAGCUGAACGCCAAUAAAGAAAUACAGCAUGAUGAA
Molecule: messenger RNA, 3263 nt
Organism: Haplochromis burtoni (Burton's mouthbrooder)
Lineage: Eukaryota; Metazoa; Chordata; Actinopteri; Cichliformes; Cichlidae
Product: NHL repeat-containing protein 3
Biological process (GO): proteasome-mediated ubiquitin-dependent protein catabolic process; negative regulation of translation; protein polyubiquitination
Molecular function (GO): translation repressor activity; ubiquitin protein ligase activity; protein binding
Source: RefSeq, a predicted model, not a curated record